Messenger RNA from Xiphophorus hellerii (green swordtail), 825 nucleotides. RefSeq names its product interferon-induced protein 44-like. The record is from RefSeq and is a predicted model, not a curated record. Gene Ontology annotation, biological process: immune response. NCBI's taxonomy places the organism in Eukaryota, Metazoa, Chordata, Actinopteri, Cyprinodontiformes, Poeciliidae.
AUGCAUAUACUUUACAAAACUUAUAAAAUCAAGAAAGAAGGCAGGGGAAACUUUUAUCCAUUUGUGUUCAAUGACAUCAUGGGACUGGAGGAAGGAAGUGGAGUCAGAACAGAAGACAUCGAAAUGACCUUGAAGGGUCAUGUGAAGAAUGGAUAUAAGUUCGAUCCUUCAUCCUCCAUUUCUGCUGCUGAUUCUGGCUACAACUCUUCCCCGUGUGACAGAGUUCAUGUUCUGGUCUGCAUUUUCAAUGUUAACACAAAUCAAGCCUCAGUUUUACAGAAAAUGAGGAAAAUCAGAGAAGCAGCCAGUGAUCUGAGUAUUCCUCAACUGGCUGUUCUCACUAAUAUUGAUUGUGGAUGUGGUGAAACUGAUAAAAGUCUGAGGAAUGUCUACCAAAGCAAAUACUUAAAGAAAAAGAUGAGAGACUUCAGCUCCAGUCUGGGGAUCCCAAUGAACUGCAUCCUUCCUGUGAAGAACUACAGUCAUGAAAUACUGUACAACAACUUCCAUCUUUUGUCAUCGAGUUCUUCUCUCAGUGCCAGACGGGCACUGAACGAUCCACUGGUGGUGGUUGGUCAACCUCAGCCUUUUUCUACCAGUGGCCCAUGCCCCGCUGUGUCCCCGCUCACCCAUAGCAAUCACUCUUCUCCCAGCAUCACUUCUCCCUAUGCCUCGAACCAUUCCCAGCUGUCCUUCAGCCAUCUGCCUCUCUCCUCUAAUGCCCCGCUGCACUUCCAGCCUGCUUCUUUUUCUAACCCGCUGCCCCUCAUCCCUUGUCCUGUUCCUUCCCCUGCUGGUCCCUUCCAUGUCAUCGUUACCUCCUAA